CUGCUGUUGAGUAAUUUGUAGACGGUCCCUGGAAGAGCAGCACAUCUCCCUUCGAGUCGCUCUAGAAAGUUCGGUGCCCUUCCUGCUGCACGCCUUUAAUCCGCUCCUGCUUUGUCUUUCUCACACACACACAACACCAAGCUGAUUAGUUUCUGGAAUUUUACAACAGCCUGCUAGGAGCUAGUUUAUCUAUAUAAGGAGUACAACAUUAUCAGUCCGGGUCUGCGCCGCGCCGCGCCUCCUCCCUCCCUCCUUGCCACACUUUCACAUCCCAUUGAGGCAGUCGCAGGUGGACUUGCUGUACAGGAUUAUAACCUUUAAUUUAGGCGUUUUAGUGCGAGCAUGACCGCAGAAGAAGUGGCCAGCGACGGGCAGAGCAUCCCUAUCGAGGGAGAGGACAUCACUCUGAAGAAAGAUGGAGGAGUUUUGAAGCUGGUGAAGAGAGAGGGCACAGGUACGGAGUUGCCGAUGACCGGUGACAAGGUGUUUGUGCAUUACGUCGGCACCCUUUUGGACGGCACUCAGUUCGACUCCAGCCGUGACCGAGGAGAGAGAUUCUCAUUCGAGUUAGGAAAAGGUCAGGUGAUUAAAGCAUGGGAUGUUGGUGUGGCGACGAUGCGCGUUGGUGAAAUUUGUCAACUGAUCUGCAAAUCUGAGUAUGCGUACGGAUCUGCUGGAAGCCCACCCAAAAUCCCACCCCACGCCACCCUGGUGUUCCAGGUCGAGUUGUUUGACUUUCACGGUGAGGACAUCACAGAGGAUGAAGAUGGUGGAAUUAUUCGUCGAACCAUCACUAAAGGAGAGGGUUACGCUAAACCAAACGAGGGUGCUUCUGUAGAAGCGCAUGUGCAGGGAACGUACGAGGGCCGCGUGUUCGACGAUCGGGAUCUGAAGUUUGAGGUGGGAGACGGAGAGAGUCUCGACCUGCCGCUCGGGGUGGAGAAAGCACUGCAGGCGAUGGAACAGGGCGAGGAGUCCCUGUUCUUCAUCAAACCAAAGUAUGGCUUUGGAAACGCAGGCAGACUCAAAUUUAACAUUCCUCCUGAUGCAACACUGCAAUACAAAAUCACGCUGACGAAGUUUGAGAAGGCUAAAGAAUCCUGGGAGAUGAACACCAGUGAAAAAUGUGAACAAAGCGUGAUCGUCAAAGAGAAAGGCACUCAGUACUUCAAAGAAGGCAAGUAUAAGCAGGCAGUGAUGCAGUAUAAGCGCAUCGUGUCCUGGCUGGAGCACGAGUCCAGCCUGCAGGGUGAGGAGGAAGAGAAAGCCAAAGCCCUGAGGUUGGCAGCUCAUCUCAACCUGGCUGUGUGCUACCUGAAACUACAGGAGGCCAACCCCGCCCUUGAGAACUGUAACAAGGCACUGGAACUGGACACCAACAACGAAAAAGCUUUGUUCAGGCGAGGGGAAGCGCUGUUCCUGAUGAAGGAAUUCGAUCAGGCGAGAGGAGAGUUCCAGCUGGUGAUGCAGCUGUAUCCGACCAACAAGGCGGCGAAGAGCCAAGUGCUGCGGUGCCAGAAAAACCUCAAGGAGCAGCACGAAAAGGACAAACGCCUCUAUGCCAACAUGUUCCAGAAGUUUGCGGAGAAGGACGCUAAGAAGGAAACCAAGCAAGCAAAGAAAGAGAGUGAUGGUGCGAUGGAGAUAGAGGAAAAUGGUGCUCGUGAGCAGACUGCAGCAUAAAUACGUGUUCAUUUGGUUGUUUUUGUGUCUAAUUUUGUUUUUUUACUAUUUUUAACAAUUUGUUCCUAUGAAGCGUGUGUGAGUGUGUGUGAAGCUGAAAGUCUGGUCUGUAGAAUACUUUUUUUUUUUUUCUUCCCUUCUCCUUUCAUUCCUUUUCUCUAGGUGUGUGUGUGUGUGUGUGUGUGUGUGUGUGCAUGCGCUCAUGCGAGGCAGCUAGUUGGCCCGGCUGUGUACUUUUUGCUGCUAUUCCGCAUGAAGGUGCAAAAUUGAAGGCUGUAAUACUGAAUGGAGAUGCGCUCAGUAAAUAUUACGCAGUACUGCAGCCUCCGAUCACGGGCCGGCCCUGAUACUGCUAAUAAAUUAUAUAUCGGAGCACCACUAUGUAGUGCUGCUGUACAGAAUAGAUAAAGGCAUGGAUUAAAAUGAUCGCCAUGGCGACACGACUGUUUUGUUGGUAUUGUCCAUACAGUAUGGUUGUACACAUUUGAUAGUUGACCCCCACCACCACUGAUCUGAUCUUUCACUGUUUGCUUCACAUAACUUUUUUUUUUUUUUUUUCCUUCCCCUUCUCCCACACAACUCAUCCGGUGUCCAGUGAAAUCCAGUAUUUUUUUUUUAAACUGUUUACGAGAACAGCAUAUAGGAGGAGUUCUUUUUCAUGGAGAGCCGCUUCGUGUCUACUUGACUCGCUUUUACAAUCGUUAGGUUUUAGGCAGCCAUAGAGGAAUAAGUCCAGACUCCUAUUCUAGUGUACUGUAGUGCAGGGAAGUCAGUUUUGUGUUUGUAUUGACUCGGAUCCGGAUGCUGCGCUCAUCUGAUUUUUCUCAGUGGGGACGUUUGAGCUGAGGUUGUAAAUUACUGAAAGUUAGACGUGUUUCUCAGCAGUCCAUAUGGUUUUUGCGCUGGUUUGUUUGAAAUGCAUGAAUGGAGGCGAGUAAAAUGCGUUCAUUGUUCUGUUCCUGUGUCACUAAUGCCCCAAUGAUGUCAAAUAAAAUAAUUCCGCAAGCUCAAA
Neoarius graeffei (lesser salmon catfish) is the source of this 2695-nucleotide messenger RNA. RefSeq names its product FKBP prolyl isomerase 4 (gene fkbp4). Gene Ontology annotation, molecular function: peptidyl-prolyl cis-trans isomerase activity; protein binding. The coding region runs from base 343 to 1683 and encodes 446 amino acids. NCBI's taxonomy places the organism in Eukaryota, Metazoa, Chordata, Actinopteri, Siluriformes, Ariidae. The transcript has 10 exons. The record is from RefSeq and is a predicted model, not a curated record.